Molecule: messenger RNA, 1186 nt
Organism: Solanum tuberosum (potato)
Lineage: Eukaryota; Viridiplantae; Streptophyta; Magnoliopsida; Solanales; Solanaceae
Product: agglutinin-like
Exons: 5
Coding region: 19-1044 (341 amino acids)
Molecular function (GO): carbohydrate binding
Source: RefSeq, a predicted model, not a curated record
GCACAAAAUCACCGAAAAAUGGGAAAUCAAGUGAGUUAUGAUGAAAUUGAUCAAAUAAUGGUAGAGGCAUGGGGAGGAAGUGGUGGAUCAGAAUGGAAUUACAAGUUUAAAAGUCCAAUUAAAGAGAUAUUGAUAAAUCAUGGAGAAAUUAUAGACUCCAUCAUGUUUAUUACUAUAAAUGAACAAGGAGGUACAAUAGAAUCACCAAGAUUUGGUGGCAAUGGAGGUCGAAGAGACAAGGUUGUUAUUGAGGCGGCUCCGUUGGAAUUUUUGAGAGGGAUCAAGGGUACAUAUGGAAAUUAUGGUGGCAAAUUGGUUGUAAAAUCUCUAAGUUUUAUAACAAAUGGAAAGAAUAUUUAUGGACCAUUUGGUAAAGAGGCUGGUGGAACUCCAUUUUCAUUUGUGAUGAAAGAAGGUGGAGCUAUUGUUGGAUUACAUGGGCGAGCUGGCUCAUACCUCGAUGCUAUUGGUAUUUAUUUGAAGAAACUAACUUCAUCAAAAGAAGAUGAGAAAAAAGUUGAGCCAAAUGAACCAAUGGUGGAAGAAAUUGAAAUCCAUGACAAAAUGGAUGUGAUGAAGACUAUUGUGCCAAGAAGUGCUGGACCUUGGGGUGGAUGUAGUGGAAAAGGUUGGGAUGAUGGAGUAUUUUGUACUAUAAAACAAGUUCAAGUUCAUGAGGCUUUACAUUACUCAGCUAUAUCAGCAAUUCAAAUCGAGUAUGAAAAGAAAUUAGAUAAAACAUCAUUUUGGUCACAACUUCAUGGUCUUGAACCUGGGGCAGAAAGAAUUAUAAAGAUAAACGUUGAUGGUACCGAUGAAUUCUUUAUUGGAAUCGAAGGAUAUUAUAGUCCAUUGGAUCAAAAUGGAGGCCAAGACACAAUAAGACAAAUUACAUUUUAUACAAAUAAAGAAAAAUAUGGACCUUAUGGAAUUGAAAUUGGAACUUAUUUUAGCUCCUCAGCAGCUAGAGGGAAAAUUGUUGGUUUUCAUGGAAAAAGUGGUGUUUUCUUGAAUGCUAUUGGUGUCCAUAUGGAAUAUUUCUAAUUCCUCUUCAUGUGUAAGAUCUUCAAUAAUGUGAAAAAUAGGAGGAAUAAAGACUAUAAUAUACUAUAUGAACGUCAGGUGAUAGUAAGAUAUCAGUUCCAUUUUAUUCUCCUUAUCAUAAUAUAUACUCAUGCUAGCUACA